CCCCCCACCUCGUCUUGUUGCUCUGAAGAUGUGGAGGCGGCAAACGGUCAGAUCGCUGACUCCCUGGUCCCCUGUGUGAGGACAAAUCCGAAUUCAGUCCCCCUCACUCACUCACUCAGUCUCACUCUGUCCGGAACCCAACAUCUGGCCAGCUGCUGCUCUCAGACCAUCCGCACCACCGUUAUUGUCAUUCGGACACUUCUCCAGCCUCCCAUGAGUGGCGAUUCCCAGCCUUAACAAGCCAAGUGCAGAGAGACACAGAGGAUACCCGAGUGCACAGUCCGAUCCCAUUGCACAGCCCAGGAGGACAGAUGCAUUUUCGACUGUUUUCACUUGCGCUGGUUCUCCUAAACUGUAUGGAUAAUGGGCACAGCCUGAAUAACCGAGGGAGGAGGACCAGGAGAGCAAACACUGGACCAUAUCCAAUUUGUAAGGGCUGCCUACUUUGUUCCAAGGACAAUGGGUGUCUUAGCUGCCAACAGAAAUUAUUCUUCUUCCUCCGGCGACAAGGGAUGCGUCAGUAUGGAGAGUGCCUGCACUCCUGCCCCUCAGGGUAUUAUGGUGUCCGUGCACCUGAAAUGAACAGAUGUGCAAGAUGUAAAAUAGAUAAUUGUGAUACAUGUUUCAGCAAAGAUUUUUGUACAAAGUGCAAAGCUGGCUUCUACUUACACAAAGGCCGAUGUUUUGAAGAAUGCCCCGAAGGGUUUGUACUAUUGCAAGAGCACAUGGAAUGUGUGGAUGGGUGUGAGGUAGGACCAUGGAGCAACUGGGGAACAUGUAUAAAGAACAACAAAACGUGUGGCUACAAAUGGGGGCUUGAAACCAGGACACGACAAAUUGUGAAAAAGCCAGCAAAGGACACGAUACCCUGUCCAACUAUUGCAGAAUCCAGGAGAUGUAAAAUGGCAAAAAGGCACUGUCCAGGAGAGCGAAAGCAGAAGAAAUCAAAAGGCAAGGGUGACAACAAGAGGAAGAGGAAGAGGGCCAGACCCAGAGAUCACAAACAAUAUGUCGUCCUUCAAGCUACAGAGAACACUGACCAGUAAAAGGACAAACCCAUUUAUUUACAAAAAGUGCAUCAAGACCCUCCACCCUCCUCCACACCACACACUCGGCAGUGCUGCUGUUUUUGACAAUAUCAGUGGCAAGUAAGGAGAGAGAGAGAGAGAGAGUGCACGAGCUUUGUUUUAUUUAGACAUUUUUUUGUUGUUUCCCCCAUUUGACCUGAAUGGAAUGAGUUCAGCACGUCGAUGAUUUUUACAAAGGCUGGUGGAGAUAGAUUGGUUCGGAAAGCUGCCGUUAAAAUGAUAACUUAGAUAAAACAACAGCAACACAGGAAAACCCCCAUAAAUCCCUGCUUGAAUAGCUGCAGAAACGUGGAGAAUGGGACUUGUUCCGUCUAUUUAUAUGAAAGAAGACAUUCUAACACAGGAAGAGGACUGUUCAUUUAAGGCGUUUAUGUUUUCUUUUAUCAUACAUUCCAAAAAGACCAUCCCCAGAUGUAUGAUGACAUGCGGAGUUCCAAUGUGUAAUCUUCAGCACAAGUUCUAGUGACAGUCGCUGAAAUAAAAUGCUUUAAAGGCUGUAACUGUAUAACUACAAGAAACGAAUAUCUCCUCGUUGCUUGACUGGCAUGUACACUGUGCUGAGUCUACCCAUAAUAAACCUAUUUACUGUA
Messenger RNA from Carcharodon carcharias (great white shark), 1678 nucleotides. RefSeq names its product R-spondin 2 (gene rspo2). The record is from RefSeq and is a predicted model, not a curated record. The transcript has 5 exons. Lineage: Eukaryota; Metazoa; Chordata; Chondrichthyes; Lamniformes; Lamnidae. The coding region runs from base 312 to 1046 and encodes 244 amino acids.